Molecule: messenger RNA, 786 nt
Organism: Drepanopeziza brunnea f. sp. 'multigermtubi' MB_m1
Lineage: Eukaryota; Fungi; Ascomycota; Leotiomycetes; Helotiales; Drepanopezizaceae
Source: RefSeq, a predicted model, not a curated record
AUGCGAAGAGAGAAAGGGAGAGAGAGAGAUGACUGCAUCAACGAGCUUCAGAUACCUCGACCGGAUCCGGCAACAACAUCGUGCAAGAGGUCCCUCGACAAGGGAGACAUCGCCGUAGCAUCCGCUUCACGUGCACCGAGCCCGGCGGGUUCCGCGCCGACCGGGCCGGCCGCGCUCCAUGCAUGGCCUUCCCAGAGGCAGAGGAGAGGCAGAGGAGAAGCUGCCCGCCUACGACCACGACCACCUCGAUGCCGAGGCCAUGAUGCGCGCGCGCAACGGCACGCGGCCGGGACCCGAAGAAGAGGCGGGCGGAGGUUUUCUCUGUACCGGCUUGCUGGCAUGGAGGACCCGCCUCCACUGCGGGUGGUGGUCGGCACGGAUGCGCACAAGAGCAUCAUGGUUAAGAUCAAGCAGUACGGCGAGAACUACCAGGAGCACGAGAAGACCUUCAACCGUAUAGACGUGGAUAGCUCCCAGGCUCCUUAUUCCCGAGUCGAGUCGAAGUGUACGAUGGAUAGCGAGUUAUACGAUAAAUACAUGUCGACCUGGACCCUGACCUUUAAGGAUGGGAAAGUAGCAUACGAGCUCACAUUGUUUAUCAAGAGCCCAGGAUCUCUCCUUUCAGAGGACUGGGACAUAGAUCAAACAAAGCAUCGCAAUAUUGGGAGCAACACUGAUAUGAUAUCUUCUUUCUACAGGGUAGAGAAAGGAAGGAGGAAAGAAAUACAACGUCUUCCGAUCCUCCGCGCACAUUACACCACUGCCACCACUAAGCCAGCCAGCUAA